AGAAACUUCCAAAGAUUUCUUGUAAAGAUGUCAACUCUAUCUGUCUUCUUAGCAUUUGUCCUUGUAUCAACUGUACAAGGUUAUAUCUUGACCAGAGAUUGCCCAAAAGGAUGGGUAUUAUAUCGUUGGAAUUGCUACCUAUUUUCCGAAGAAAAAGUAAAUUUCAAGCAGGCAAUGAUAAAAUGUGCGGAAGCAACAGGAGACGGUCGACUUGUUCAAGUACAUGAUGAAGAGGAAGAAGAAUGGCUCCAACUUCAGUUUAUGCUGAGAGGAAUGGAACGUGUAUGGAUGGGCGUUUCGGACAUAAUAAAGGAGAAUAAGUUUCUCAAACUCUCCAACGCUGAAAACAUUCAAUUCAACAACUGGGGUUCAGGAGAACCAAAUAAUUCCGGUAAGGAGCAUUGUGUUGAAUGGAAGGAUGGCAAAUGGAAUGACCUGUCAUGUGAAUCAAAGAACGGGUUUGCUUGUGAACGACCGUUAUUCAUGUAGAUUAAUACAGAACAUGCAAAACAAAUUCUGAGAGCGAAAUUGUAAAUGUACAAAAAGAAAUAAAUAAAUUCCAAUGCAUCGAU
Saccostrea cuccullata (small rock oyster) is the source of this 572-nucleotide messenger RNA. Its product is annotated as C-type lectin domain family 4 member M-like. The transcript has 5 exons. The record is from RefSeq and is a predicted model, not a curated record. NCBI's taxonomy places the organism in Eukaryota, Metazoa, Mollusca, Bivalvia, Ostreida, Ostreidae. Gene Ontology annotation, molecular function: signaling receptor activity. Bases 28 to 489 code for a protein of 153 amino acids.